AUGUCGCCGAAACGCUGCCGGGGUGGGGGAGGGGGCUGGAGGAAGGAGACGGUGGCGGUGAGGAGGGGGGCGGGGGGCGCCGAGCACCCCAACAUCUGCGUGGAGUGCGGGCAGAGCUUCGCCCGCAGCGCCGCGCUGGCCCGGCACCGCAGUGACCACAGGAGUGACCGCGGGAGUGACCCACGGGGUGACCAUCGGAGUGACCCACGGGGUGACCACAGGAGUGACAACCGGAGUGACCACAGGAGUGACCAUCGGAGUGACCACCUGAGUGACCGCGGGAGUGACCAUCAGAGUGACCAUCAGAGUGACAACUGGAGUGACCACAGGAGUGACCCACGGGGUGACCACCGGAGUGACCACCCGAGUGACCACAGGAGUGACCACCGGAGUGACCACCGGAGUGACCAUCGGAGUGACCACAGGAGUGACCGCGGGAGUGACCCACGGGGUGACCACCCAAGUGACCACCGGAGUGACAACCGGAGUGACCACAGGAGUGACAACCGGAGUGACCACAGGAGUGACCACCGGAGUGACCACCAGAGUGACAACCGGAGUGACCGCGGGAGUGACAACCGGAGUGACCACCCGAGUGACCGCGGGAGUGACAACCGGAGUGACCACCUGAGUGACAACUGGAGUGACCCACGGGGUGACAACCGCAGUGACCACCGGAGUGACCGCGGGAGUGACAACCGGAGUGACCACCCGAGUGACCACAGGAGUGACCACCCGAGUGACCACGGCACUGACCACAGCGCCGCGCUGGCCCGGCACCGGAGUGACCACCGGAGUGACCACAGCAGUGACCAUGGCACCGUCCUGGCCAGGCACAGGAGUGACCACCAGAGUGACCACCCGAGUGACCUCAGCACUGACCACGGCUCCGGACACCACGCUGACCACUGGAGUGACCUCAGCACUGACCACAGCAGCGCUCAGCCCGGCCGCUCCGGACAGACGGACACCGGUCACGGUCAGCAGGACGGCUCAGGACACGGGAGUGACCAGGGCAGAGGUCAGCGGGGCGGCCACGGACGGAGGAGUGACCACGGCUCCGGCCAGCCGGACAUUGAUGGGAAUGGCCAGAGGGUCAUCCGUGGCAGUGGUCAGCGGGCUCGUGGCCGUGGUCACCGAGGUGGCUCCGGCCAGCCGGACAUCGAUGGCGAUGACCAAAGAGCCACCCCCAGAGGCGGUCAGCAGCAGGGAGGCCCCGAUGACCACCCCGAUGACCGCCCCGAUGACCGCCCCGAUGACCACUCGGACUCCCACCCCCUCAGCAGUGACCCCUCCACUGACCACUGUCCCCUCACCUGCCCGGACUGCAGCCAAACCUCUCUGAGCUCCCACCUGCGGCGGCACCGCCGCGCCCACGCCGCGCUGACCGACACCUGCGGUCACUCUCCGGCCACGGUGACCGACACCUGCCAUGGCCGUGGUCACUCUCCAGCCACCCUGACCGACACCUGCUGUGGCCGUGGUCACUCUCCGGCCGCGCUGACCAACACCCGUGGUCACUCUCUGGGGACCCUGACCGACACCCGUGGUCACUCUCCGACCACGGUGACCAACACCUGCCAUGGCCACUCUCCAGCCACCCUGACCAACACCUGCCAUGGCCGUGGUCACUCUCCAGCUACACUGACCGACACCCGUGGUCACUCUCCGGCCGCUCUGACCGACACCCGUGGUCACUCUCCGGCCGCUCUGACCGACACCCGUGGUCACUCUCCGGCCGCGCCGGGCCCUGCCCGCCCCAAGCCGCCCAAGUCCCGUCCCCGUCGGCGCCGCUCUGGCCCCGCUGACCGCUCUGGCCCCGCUGACCGCGCUGGCGCCGGGCCGGGCCGGCCGAGCCCUCUGGGCAUCCCCAACACGUGCGGGGAGUGCUGGCAGAGCUUCAGCCAGAGCUCGGACCUGGUGAAGCACCUGCGCAUCCACACGGGCGAGAAGCCGUACGCCUGCGGGCACUGCGGCAAGCGCUUCAACGUCAGCUCCAACCUGAUCCGGCACCGCCGCAUCCACACCGGCGAGCGCCCCUACGGCUGCGCCGACUGCGGCAAGAGCUUCACCGACAAGUCCACGCUGACGCAGCACCGGCGCACGCACACCGGGGAGCGGCCGUACGCCUGCGGGCUCUGCGGCAAGAGCUUCAGCCGCAGCUCGCACCACAAGCGCCACCAGCGCACCCAUACUGGGAGCACUGGGAGCGCUGGGGCGCUGCCGCGGGGCUGGGGGUUCCCCAGCCAGGCUUGCUGAGGGGAGCAUUAAAGAGAUUUGGAAUAAUGGGGGUUUGUUCAGGGUGUUUUGGUGUCUUGGUCUCAGCCCAAAUCCCAGGCCCAGUCCUGGUCCCAGUCCCAAUCCUGGUCCCAGUCCCAAUCCUGGUCCCAGUCCAAAUCCCAGGCCCAGUCUUGGUCUCAGUCCCAGCCCAGUUCUGGUCCCAGUCCCAAUAUUGGUCCCAGUCCCAAUCCCGGUCUCAAUCUUGGUCUCAAUCCCAGGCCCAGUUCUGGUCCCAGUCCCAAUCUCGAUCCCAGUGCCAUCAUCUUGAAGUCAGUCCUGAUCCCAGUCCCAGUCCUGAUCCCAAUCCUGGUCCCAGUCCCAGUUCUGGUCCCAGUCCCAAUCUUGGUUCCAGUGCCACCAUCUUGAUCCCAGCCCAAAUCCCAGUUCUGAUCCCAAUCCUGGUCCCAGUCCCAAUAUUGGUCCCAGUCCAAAUCCCGGUCUCAAUCUUGGUCUCAGUCCCAGCCCAGUUCUGGUCCCAGUCCCAAUCUUGGUCCCAGUUCCAAUCUUGAUCCCAGCCCAAAUCCCCAUCCCAGUCCCAGUCCCAGUCCCAGCCCUGACCCAUACUGGGAGCGCUGGGGCGCUGCCGCGGGGCUGGGGGUUCCCCAGCCAGGCUUGCUGAGGGGAGCAUUAAAGAGAUUUGGAAUAAUG
This is a messenger RNA of Haemorhous mexicanus (house finch), 2928 nucleotides long. Its product is annotated as zinc finger and BTB domain-containing protein 20-like. Gene Ontology annotation, biological process: regulation of transcription by RNA polymerase II. Lineage: Eukaryota; Metazoa; Chordata; Aves; Passeriformes; Fringillidae. Bases 1 to 2259 code for a protein of 752 amino acids. The record is from RefSeq and is a predicted model, not a curated record. The transcript is spliced from 3 exons. Gene Ontology annotation, molecular function: DNA-binding transcription factor activity, RNA polymerase II-specific; RNA polymerase II cis-regulatory region sequence-specific DNA binding.